This is a messenger RNA of Asparagus officinalis (garden asparagus), 3667 nucleotides long. RefSeq lists its product as uncharacterized. NCBI's taxonomy places the organism in Eukaryota, Viridiplantae, Streptophyta, Magnoliopsida, Asparagales, Asparagaceae. Bases 366 to 3521 code for a protein of 1051 amino acids. Gene Ontology annotation, molecular function: metal ion binding. The transcript has 9 exons. The record is from RefSeq and is a predicted model, not a curated record.
AUUUCUGAUCAGAACGAAAUCUUCUUUUUUUUUUUUGGAAGUAACAAAAGAGAAAGCAAAAAACUCAGAGAAAACCAGUGCAUGCCUGAAACUCUCCCUUCUUUUUAGCAAAAAAUAAAGAAAAAUUCCCCAUUUUUUCUACUUUUCAUUGUGUUCCAUUUUUGUUGCUUCUCCUCUGACCCUGCUUCGGUCUGAUUUAAUUGCUCCUGUGUUUUCCUUUUUAUAGCAAAUAGCUCGCAUUGUUAACUCCUUAAUCUUGCUCUUUGUCCCUUGUUUUGUUUCUUCUUUUGCUUUUGCUUUUGCUUUUGUUUCCUCUUUAUUUCACUUCGUUCUUUUUAUGACCAAGCUUUGGAGAAUAUUAGAAGAUGGCUGAGAAAUCUAUGAGGAGAGCUCCAUUGGAUAGAGGAGUUGAGCAGGCCAUUGUCUCUUUGAAGAAGGGUGCGCAUCUUUUGAAAUGUGGAAGAAGAGGAAAGCCCAAAUUUCGUCCUUUUAGGCUCUCCACGGAUGAGAAAGUUUUGAUUUGGUACUCUGGAGAGAAGGAAAAACAAUUGAAAUUGAAGUCUGUAUCCAAGAUAGUCCUUGGACAGAAGACUGUGAAUUUUCUGCGGCAAUCUCAACCUGAAAAAGAGUCUCAAUCCUUUUCACUUAUUUAUCAGAACGGUGCACGGUCCCUUGACCUGAUAUGUAAAGAUAGGGAGCAGGCUGAAUCUUGGUUUUUAGGCUUGACAACAUUGUUAUCCGUAUCAUUUCACCCGAGACCGUUAACAAGAGUUAGCAGAGGUGUCCAAAGUUGCACGAGCAGUCCAGUUGCUCAUGCUCGGAGAAAAUAUCGACUAGAAGUUCUUGAAGAUUCACCUAAAUUCGCAAAGGUACAAAGUUUGUAUGGAAGUCCUCCUCGAUCACUACUAGAGAGAUUCUUUUCAGAUAGUAUGUUUGGUUCCACUAAUAUGUACCAUCCUCUAAAACAAAGAACUUUAUCAGAUAUGCAACCCAUACUAGAUGAAAUGCAACCCCAAGUACCUCAUGCGCUUUCUGAGAGUUUUCGAAAGCCAAAGGAUUCCGAUUUGUUCAAGGAACAAAACAAAAUUUUGAUGUCUAAAACAAGCUUACAUAUGCAUGAAUCUCUGUCUGUGGACAAAACUGAUACUUUGAAGGAUGUUUUCAUGUGGGGAGAAGGAAUAGGAAGAUUCCUCGGUAAUGAGCUUGAUAAACUUGAGAACGAUGAUUCUAAAUUCGAUGCUUUAGUCCCGAGAUUAUUGCAAUCCACUAGAAUGCUUGAAGUGAAAACCAUUUCUUGUGGGGAGAGUCAUGCUGCAUUGGUCACUAAACAAGGAGAAGUCUUUUCUUGGGGUGAAGAAAAUGGGGGGAAAUUGGGACACAAGAUCAAUGUUAAUGUAUCAUACCCGAAACUUAUUGACUCACUUAAGGGCAUCCAUAUACAAACAAUUUCAUGUGGAUCAAAUCACACAUGUGCAGUAUCGAAUAUUGGUGAGGUUUAUUCAUGGGGUGAUAGCAGGAGAAACCAAUGGUUUCCUCAAAAAAUACUCGGUCCUUUAGAUGAAAUAAAUAUAGUAAAAGUUUCUUGUGGAGAGUGGCAUACUGCCGUUAUUUCCUCUAAUGGGCAGUUAUUUACUUAUGGGGAUGGAACAUUUGGAGUUCUUGGCCACGGUAAUGUAAAAAAUGUUCAUAAACCGAAACUAGUAGAAUCAUUAAAAGGGUUAAGAGUAAAGUCUGUAGCCUGUGGGCCUUGGCAUACGGCUGCCAUUGUCGAGGUUAUUACUGGCCGUACAAAAAGCAACACUCCUGGUGGAAAAUUAUUUACUUGGGGUGAUGGUGACAAAGGGCAAUUAGGUCAUUUAGAUAUGGUAAAGAAGCUUCUGCCUUCGUGUGUAGCUUCUCUCGUGGAUUGUGAUUUUAUUCAAGUGUCUUGUGGAAGAACUCUAACCGUUGCACUGACAGUUACUGGUAUAGUCUUUACAAUGGGAAGUGCAGUUUAUGGACAACUGGGGAAUCCUCACGCUAGAGAUGGAUCGAUUUCAACCGUUGAAGGAUGCCUUAAAAGUGAAUUUGUCAAAGAUAUCUCAGCAGGUUCAUUUCAUGUAACGGCGUUGACGACAAAGGGGAAAGUUUAUACAUGGGGAAGAGGAGAAAAUGGAAGGCUUGGAUUAGGAGAUACAAGGGAUAGAAAUUAUCCGGUGUUAAUUGAGGCAUUAGAAGAUAGAAAUGUACUUAGUGUUGCAUGUGGAUCUAAUUUUACUUCGGCAAUUUGUUCUCAUAAAUCUAUUUCUAGUAAGGAUCAGUCAGUAUGUAGUAGAUGUCACAUGAUCUUUGGUUUCACUAGAAAGAAGCAUAACUGCUAUAACUGCGGGUUUGUGUUUUGCCAUUCUUGUAGCAGUAAAAAAGCUUCAAAUGCAGCUUUGGCACCGGAGAAAAUCAAGAAGUAUCGUGUUUGUGAUUCGUGCUUUGCUCAGUUAGAAAAGAGUUUGAAAGCUAGAAUUGAUGAACAACUUAUAAGUCCGAAACCGUUAACGAAAUUAAAGGGUUUUUCCGAUUCAGUGUUAAGAAGGGAAGAAUCGCUGCUUGGUCGACCAAGAAUAUUUUCUCCUAAAGUUUCAAAUGAGGAGGAAAUCAAAUUAAUUCAAAGGAAAGCAUCAUCUUUACAAGGAAAAAAGAAACAAUGUGAGCAAUCAUUUCCACAUGUCAUAGGCAAAGAUCAGAGAUGGGGCCAGGUAUCAUGCCCUUCUCAAUUCAGUGGGCAAUCUAGCGAAAAUCCUAUCUUGUUUGUUCCAGUGUUAAGGGAAGAGAAUAAUCAUGCUCAUUCUCGAAUUGAGCAGUCAUUAUCGUUGCCUUUACUUCCCAAAGCUAGCAGUUUGAAACAAGACUUGACUGAAAUAGAGAAGAUGCUUUCCGAAGAAUUAAAACGUCUACAAUAUGAGGCAAUUCUCCUUGAUGAACAGUGUCAAGCAAAGAGUCUGAAACUCUGCCAGAAUAAACAAAGAAUUAACGAGACCUGGGCAUUGGCAAGGGAUGAAGCUUCGAACUGCAAAGCAGCAAGAGAUGUCAUUAAAAUUCUAACUAAUCAGAUCAAUGCAUUAUCUGAGAAACUCUCAACAGGAACACAAAUGAAUAUGAUAAACUCUAUACCUGAUGACAAAAUACAUGUACCCACUCCUCGGCCUGUGCACAGAGAGGUAUCAGAGUCAAUACCAUCCUCAAAUCUUAAUAUCGAAGGAAAAACAACACUCGAGCAGCAAAAAGAUGCAAUGACAGUAGAAAAUACGAGACAAAGAGCUACAAAAGCAUCAAGAGAUGAAUGGGUUGAGCAGGAAGAACCCGGUGUGUACAUUACGUUCAUUGCUUUGGCAAAUGGUCAGAAGGGUCUCAAGCGUGUAAGAUUCAGUCGAAGGAGAUUUAGCGGUAAAGAAGCUGAGCAAUGGUGGGAGGAGAAUCAGAACAGAGUGUACUUGAAGUAUGAUGUUGGAAGGGUUGUGACGUUGAACAGAAACAAGAUAGAUAACUGAGUUAUUUUCUCUUUAGAAUGAAGGGUUACAGAGCUUUAACAGGUUAAGUUUUGGUUAAUAUGUACCAAAAUGUGGCCUACUUCAGUUGUACAGUAAAUAAUAUAGUAAAGUUUUGGUUAAAUUACCAGCUAAAAUAUUGAUGCUAA